AUGGGGAUCAAAAAAUUUUUUAAGAUCAAACCACCUCCAGAAGAUACAGUGGAACAGAACAGAGAGAAUUUGAGUCUUGAAGGAAUUACUGUUAAGAAUUCUAAAGCAGUUAAAAGAGAGAAAUUUGCGGCUUAUGGUCAGUUUGCUAGAGAAAGAGCUAGUGAUAAAAUAUACGCUCCACCAGGUUAUGAGGCAUAUGCCAGACCCCUGCAAUUUGGAUCUAAAGAAGAAGAAUCAGAAAGCAAUGAUAAUGGCGAUACUGAUGUUAGUAACACAACCCAUGGACAAUCUGCUGAUUCUACCAAGAAGGACCAACAGAAAAAGAGAAGUAUAUUUGGGAGGAAAAAAUCAUCUAAACCUAACGAAGAAAAGGAGGAGGUAUCUAAGGAUCAAUACGAUCCAUAUGCAGUCAAUACGGAUUUAAAUGCAGCACCCUAUUCCAUCCUUAACAACGACAACCUAAGCACUAGUUACAGCUAUUCAAAUAGCAAUAGUAGAGGGUCUAGCGUUCCUAUAACUGACCCAUACUCUGCAUUAAACUAUAAACGUAAUAAUGAAAAUAGAGAUUCUAACGUUUCAAACAAUAAUAUAACAGAUCCUUAUUCACAGUUAAACAAAAAUGUUCGAGAACGUUCUUAUGAAAGUAGUAGAAAUGAUAGUUACGCAACUAAAAUUAAUGAUUAUGAUAAUAUGAACAAUGGAUUAUCUAGAGGUUCUAGUUUUAAUAAUACAACUUCCAGUGAUUCUUUGAGAAAUCCGUAUGGUAUACAGAAUACAAAGGAUAAUAGUAACAUAUACAAUAACAUUGGCAUUAAUACUCGGAGGGAGACCUCUGAAUCAGUUACCUCCAAUCAAGAUGGGAUUAAGGAAAAUUCUAAAGGUUCACUAGCUGUUGCUGCCCCAUAUAGUGGUAGGAUUAAUGUCUCUUCUCGUACAAUAGGAGGCAGUGUUCCAAUAAAUUCUAAUACAAUUAAACAAACAUCUCCAAGUCAUAUAAAUAAUCCUUAUAGUAAUAUGAGUGAUAUGCCAUAUGGUAGUUAUACAAGUGGUAAAAACUCCAGUAAUCCAUAUGGGACCAUAAACAAUGAUUUAUAUGCUUUGGGUAUUAAUAAUAAUAGUAUUAAUAAUUCUAAAAGUACUAGUAACAUAUAUAAGAGCAAUCCGUAUGAAUUAGAUAAAACAUCAGCACUUAAUAAUACAACAAGUACUGGAUAUAAUUUGCCAACAACAACGUACGAUAAACUACCUAAUCAGAAAUCAGAAGUAUUUUCAAAUUCUGUUCAAAAAGAUAAUGAUCUUGAUUUUAAUAAACCUUUACAACAAGUCGAUGAAGAUGAGUGUGGAGACGAUUUAAAUGCAGAUUUAACGGAAAGGAUGCAACGUGAACAACAACAGCAAACAUUGGAACAAGUGCCAUAUAAUGCUGCUUUAGAGACUUCCAAACAGACUGAAUAUGGUGGGUAUUACGAAUCCCCAAGGUUAGAGAGUAGAGGAUUCAAAACAUUCGAAGAAGUCCAACGUGAAGAAGAAGAGAGACAACAGAAGGAAGAAGAUGAAGCUGUGGAUGAAUUAAAACAACAAAUCCGGUUUACGAAACAAAGUUCAGUAGCAUCGACAAGAAAAACUUUAAAGAUGGCACAAGAAGCUGAGAUGGCAGGUAUGAAUACGUUGGGUAUGCUUGGUCAUCAAAGUGAAAAAUUGAAUAAUGUGGAAAGAAACCUUGAUUUAAUUAAGAUUCAAAAUAGAGUAGCAGAUGACAAGGUGGCUGAGUUAAAAAAAUUGAAUCGUAAUAUUCUUGCUGUUCACGUAUCCAACCCAUUCAAUUCGAAAAGAAGGCAGCGUGAAAGAGAAGAAAGAUUAAAAAAUAGGAAAAUUGAAGAAAAAAUGAUGAUGGAGUAUACUAAUAGAGAAUUGGGGGAAUCUACACAACGUAUUGAGAAUGCAUUGAACGCAAAUGCGCAUAGUGAUAAUGGUAUCCGUGAAAAAUAUCAAAGACAAAAAGUACUUGAAGCAGCUAAGAAAUAUCAAUUUGAAAAUGAUGAGGAGGAUGAUGAAAUGGAAAUUGAAAUUGAUAGAAAUUUGACUCAAAUUCAGCAACUAAGUGGAAGAUUAAAAAAAUUGGCUGUAUCUGUUGGUGAAGAAAUUGAUGCACAACAAAAACGUCUUGAUAGAAUAGAGAAUGAUACUGAUGAUUUAGAUAUUAAAAUUAAUAUGAACACUACAAAAUUGUCCUAUAUCAAAUGA
Molecule: messenger RNA, 2244 nt
Organism: Arxiozyma heterogenica
Lineage: Eukaryota; Fungi; Ascomycota; Saccharomycetes; Saccharomycetales; Saccharomycetaceae
Gene: SEC9
Product: Sec9p
Exons: 1
Coding region: 1-2244 (747 amino acids)
Biological process (GO): vesicle fusion; exocytosis
Cellular component (GO): SNARE complex; plasma membrane
Molecular function (GO): SNAP receptor activity; syntaxin binding
Source: RefSeq, a predicted model, not a curated record